UCCGUUGCUACUAAUUAUUAAUUUCACCUCCUGCCCCAGCUCUCUGUCCAAGAACGGUCAUGGCGUCUUCCGCCGUCGUCAGGCAGAGGCCAGCGAUUGGUAAGCCAGCUGGAGAAGGAGAUAGCGCUGCUGUCGCUGCUGGCGACGGUGGUGGUGCUCGGCCGCCGGCGGCGAGGCCGUCGCUGUUCUCGCAGGCGCUGGCGUCCACGGCGAGCCUGGCGAACCUGCUGCCGACGGGCACGGUCAUGGCGUUCCAGCUGCUGGCGCCGACCUUCACCAACAACGGAGCCUGCGACGCCACCACGGCGCUCCUCACCGCCGGCCUCCUCGCCGUGCUCGCGCUCUCCUGCGUCCUCGCCUCCUUCACCGACUCCCUCAGGGGCCCCGACGGCCGCGUCUACUACGGCCUCGCUACGCCGCGGGGGCUCUGGCUGCUGGACUACCCUUCCGGUCCCGGCGCCGCGCCGCCGCCGGACACCUCGCGGUACCGGCUGAGGACCAUCGACGCCGUGCACGCCGCGCUGUCGGCGGGCGUGUUCGGUGUGGUGGCGGCGAGGGACAAGAACGUGGUGGGGUGCUUCUGGCCGGCGCCGGCGAAGGAGACGGAGGAGGUGCUGGGCAUCGUGCCGCUGGGCGUGGGCGUCAUCUGCAGCCUCCUCUUCGUCGUCUUCCCCACCACUCGCCAUGGCAUCGGCUACCCCGUCACCAACUCUUCUUGAGUCAACCAUCCAUCCAUUGCUUUAUUUUCCAUGUUUCCAUCGAUCAAACUAUUAAUUGCCUACUCGAUCAAUUAAAUAAUUACGGUUAAAUUAAUUUUCCUUGUUUCAAUUAUCUGUGGAGUAAAGAAAUUUCAUUACUACAGUUCUUUUAAGCCGUGUCGAUUAAUCUCUCUGUUGUCGUCUCUGCAACCCUGAAAGCAAUAGCGAGAAUUAUUCCCAAAUGCAACCAGGGGCAGACCUGCUUAAAUUGAAGUGUAUUCGGAUCAAUAGAUCCAAUAUUUUGGAAAAAAAAACA
This is a messenger RNA of Oryza brachyantha (malo sina), 1014 nucleotides long. RefSeq names its product protein DMP3-like. Lineage: Eukaryota; Viridiplantae; Streptophyta; Magnoliopsida; Poales; Poaceae. The record is from RefSeq and is a predicted model, not a curated record. Gene Ontology annotation, biological process: endomembrane system organization. The transcript has a single exon. The coding region runs from base 60 to 719 and encodes 219 amino acids.